UGCAGCUAAACAGUAAACUAACUCACAGACAAAUGACAAUAGGUUAUGCGAAAAUAAUAAAUAAUAUCAAUUACCAUUUAAUGAUCGAUCGUUAAUGCGCUAUUAAAAUAAUUGUUACCGGUUUUGAAAUAUAGUUAUAAAAUGUAUUUACUAUGGUCUAUAGCCAAGUAAUCAGCAUCUAGUCAACAAUGGAAGUCGGAAUGCACAGUACAAUAAAUAACAGAAUGAGGAUGUGGCCAAAUCGCCAGAGUAUUGGAUUGCGUAUACGAUCAGCCUCGGCAGGUCGUGACAAAAGAUCUGAACUUCGCAACCGAUCUUGGACAUACCUAUUCGAUAACUUGCGGCGGAAUAUUGAUGAAAUUUAUCAAAUAUGCGAAAGUGAUGAAAAUGUUUACGAAUGCAAAGAGGCAAUAAUGGUUUUACAAAACUAUAUACAUGACUUUCAUAGCUUAGUAGAAUGGUUUCGCUUAAAAUGGGAGUAUGAACAUACAGAUCCACCUCAAAGACCAAAUUUUCUUGCUUGGGAAAUAAGAGGUGCUUCACCUAGAAAGAUGCUUCAAAAACCGUGCAUUUCUCCUGGACUAACACGGAAAAAAUUAGACCUUUUAUCGGAAUCGUUAAGUAGUGACAAAAGUAAUACUGAUUUUCAUGAAGUUGAUGAAAAAGAAGAUAAUUCAAUAAAAAAGUUAUUUACAAACCAAUGUAGUCAAACAGAUUUUGAGCCUAUAACUAAGGUAGUAACUGAACUAGAAGAUACUUCAAAGAAAGUGUUUAAACCGAUUACAAAACCAAUUGUGAAAUCAUUGACAGUUGAUAAUCAAAAGAAAAAAAUUCCUGUUUUCGUUCCUAAACCAGUCAAACUGUUAAAAUCAAAAGAAGAUGAUAAAGAAAAAGCCAAAACAGAACCGUUAAAAAGAACUCUUACAUCAAUGGCUCAUUUGUCUCGUUCGUCAACAACCGUCGUAAACACAAAGUCUGUAGAAUGUAUUAAAAAAACCUCUACGAGUAUACAUUCAAAAGAAGAAAAACCCAAGUUAGUUACUAAAAAAAAUACUACUGCUGUGAAUGUAAACUCUAAAAAAAUUCCAUCAUCGAACGAUGUAAAGAAAAAUAAUGUUGAUGAAUCAUCUCGUGUAACUGACAACAGUAAUCAGAAGAUCAAUUUAGCUAAAUCUAAAAGAAAAUCUGUCGAAUCGCUUCAAAUGGUAAAUAAUGUCUCUCCAAAACCAGAAAAAAUUACACGUUCAAAGACUUCUAUCGACAUGAAAGCAAUAAAAGUUUCAAAACGUGGUAUCAUCAAAGGGAACGACGGUUGGGAAACUGUGAUUAGAUCACGUCGUAGUAAUCCGUUAACACAAAGUUCGAGUAGUAUUAAGGUAAAAACCCAAUUUGAUAUUAAAAAACGUUUCCAAGUUCCAUCGGCCGCCAGUUCAUUGCCAGCUUUAUCAUUGGACUUGGUGUCUAGUCCUGAGGAACCUGAGCCCAAAAAUGUAAUUCCGGAUAAAAACGAACGCCCAAUCAUAUCAAAUGCGGUUACAUAUCCAAAGAAAAAAGGUAAACUAGUAAAGCCGCCAAUCCAAAAAUGCAAAAAAAUCGAUCAGAUAAGAAAUGAAAUGUUAAAAAAUGAAAUCGAAGAACGUCGAAUGUGCGACGAAGAACUAUUACGUAAUAGACAGUUUUUUGAUGAAGAGAUGAUGUUAGCCAGAGAAAUACGAGAGUUAGAAAAUGCCGAAAGUAGUUGUAGUGAUGAUAUGACUCAAUCGGACCGUUACUCAGAUCUUUUGGAUAAUAUGAUUCUCACCGAACGAAUGUACACUAUUAACGAAAUUAAAGCACUAAUAGAGUAUGGCAAUGAAAGUGCUAUUGAUUCUAUCGGUAUGCAAUCUUGGGAUAUAAGUAGAUCUACUGAAUCAAUAAAACAAACGUACAGUGCCCGACAAGCAAAAGCCCAUCAAAAACGACAGCAAUUGCUUCUAGAUAAAUCAUCUAAAGUGCGUGAAUUACUCAAGAAGGUCGGCGAAAGAAAAAUGUUACAAACGCAACUCAUUGACGAAAAACGCAUAAAUAUAGAUAAGAAAUUAAAACGUGCCGAGGAAAAUCGCAAGCAACACUUGCAGCAGAUUCAAAAGAAAGCACACGACGAAGAAGAGAAACUUCGUGAAAUAGCUUUUAUCAAUGAACUCGAAGCACAAAAUCGAAGACACGACAUAUUGACACUGUGGCAAGAGCAGGAAGACCGAUUGCAAACCAUACUUGAAGAGCGUAAACGCAAUCAAGAACGAAAAGCUGCCAAAGAAGCUGCUGUUGAAGAGCGUCUCAAAGCGUUAGAAGCUGAACGUCAAGAGCGUAUCGAGCAGAUAUUGGAGAGGAGACGUAUUAAAGAAGAACGAAUAGGUAGAGAACAACAGGAAAAAGAGAAGGAGAGACAGGAGUUAGCCAGGGAAAAAGCUAAAGAAAGAGAAAAUAAGCUUACAGCGUUGUAUGCAGCACAAAUGGCUAGUACCGAAGAAUUACAGAAGAAAAUACAACAAAAGCAAAAGGAAUCGGCAAAGAGGCAUGAACAAAAUAUUGAGCAUAUCAGACAAAGAGCUCUGGAGUUGGGCGUACAAAAAAAUGAUAUCGACUUGGACAAAUAUUGCACCCCGUGUGAAAUAAUAUUUGAAACUGUAGUCGGUUUACAGCAUCAUUUACGCACAAAAACUCACAAAGAACGUACCAAAAAGAUUAAAAAACGUACUAAAAUGGAACUAUUGGUAACGGACAAGUUUAAUCAAGAUGUAAAAAAGAAGAAGUUAAAAAGAGUGACAUCUCUGGACAGUAUAUCGCUGGAUGUGGAUAUUAACGACGAGAAAACUGGCAACCAAGGAAAAGUGAAAAAUAACCGUAAGCGGUGUUUAAAAUUACGACAUAAAAUGUUGACGAGGAGUAAAAUAUGUGAAGAUAAUUUGAUUAAACCGGAUUCGUCUUCUGUUGAUAAAACGACAAUAGAAAUUUGUGUGAAUUCCAUCGAGAAACAUCUAAACGAAUUAAAGAGUGAACAGUGGUCGAAAAAUGUGAUAAAGAACUUAGAAACUAAAUUGAUAUUCUUAGAAAAACGUUCCAAUGAAAUUCCUGUUAAAGAUUUCCAAUCUUUAAUUUCGCGCAGUGAUGGUUUAAAUGUUUUAAAUAGAAUUUUGAUAAUGGCAUUAAAUGAAGAAAAAUCAGCAAGUUCUUCGGAUUUCCUCACAAAGGUUGUAUUUAAAACGAACAAGUUGUAUAUUAAAGUGUGUAAUAAUAGCGACGCUAAUACAAAUACUGUAAUUUACACGGAAAAUAUUUUCAUAAUUUUGGACUUACUUUUACUCGAACUAAACAAAGUCAUUCCUGAUAGUGGUGUGGACAGUAAUUUUAAAAUUAAAGCUCAAACAGAUUGUGCAAUUAGCGGACAGCUGUUAGAAUUGUUAAGUGCAGUUUUAUUAUCAUUUAAAUUUAGCCAACAAGAAGACCAAGAACAAAUCCAUGACUUAAUCAGUUAUACGUGUUACAUUGGUUUACUUGAGAAAAUAGUUCACUUUUUCACAUUAGUCCGAGACAGUUACCCUGAAACUAAUGGAAAUGUAUCCGAUUUUGUCAUUCAUUGUUUGUCGUUUAUCGGCAGUCUCUCAAAAAUCAAUACCGAAGUAAUGGUGAAGAAGUACACUGAAAUUCUCAGAAAUACUGAGUUGAUGGGCGUCAUGCCAGUUUUGUACAGUGUAUUGUUACGAAAUGAUUGUAGCACUAACGGUCUGGGGCCGACAGAUCUGUCGUUUGCCGCCCUUAAAGUUACCAAAGCAGUAUUUAGCAUGUUGACAUCUAUCGCUAAAAUGGAUCCUAACACAUUCCAAGAAGUGUUGAAAGUUGAAAGUCUGUCCGUCCAAUUUCGACAUAUAGCCAGAUAUUUAUUGUGGUUCUGUUCGGAAAAGCCUGAGAGCAAAGAUUUAUUAAACGAAGUCAUUGUUGCUGUUGGCUAUUUUACUCUGAACAGUAGUCAGCACCAAUCAAUGUUACAGUCUGGACCGUCGCCGACAGUCCUUCAACUACUCUGUACCUUACCGUUUCAGUAUUUCAGUAAUCCCGCAUUGACUUCAAUCCUAUACCCAACGCUUUUGGCGUGUUGUUCAAACAAUGCACACAACAAAUCGUUAGUGGAGUCUGAAAUAUGCUUUGACUUGCUGGAAGAAUUCCAAAAGUCCAUUCAAAGUAAGAACAUUCAAAUUAUUCAGCUGAUAAAAUAACAAUGUCCUAAUUAAUUGUAGUUUACGUGCAAACUGAAUAUAAUAAUAUGUGUACCUCCCUACCAUAAAUUUAAAUAAUAUUAUCUCUAUUAAUCAUUUCUGUAAUAAUUAUUAAGGUUCACCAACAAGUGGAAUUAACAUACUAGUCUGUUAACCUUGUGAUAAAAAAAAAAACCAAUUGUGUAAUAUUUUACUUUUUAGUUUAUAGAUAAUUUUCAUCAAUAUAUUAUUAUACUUAGAAUUAUUAUUGUUGGUUAAAAUGUAAUUUCAACUAAUAUAAAUAUCGUUGUUAGACAA
Molecule: messenger RNA, 4550 nt
Organism: Adelges cooleyi (spruce gall adelgid)
Lineage: Eukaryota; Metazoa; Arthropoda; Insecta; Hemiptera; Adelgidae
Gene: ssp3
Product: S phase cyclin A-associated protein in the endoplasmic reticulum
Exons: 16
Coding region: 189-4253 (1354 amino acids)
Source: RefSeq, a predicted model, not a curated record